Messenger RNA from Cotesia congregata, 501 nucleotides. Lineage: Eukaryota; Metazoa; Arthropoda; Insecta; Hymenoptera; Braconidae. The record is from the annotation of a GenBank genome assembly.
UCACCGGCAUUACCACUAGUGGACAUUGUAAGAGAACGCGAGCAGGAACGAGACCGGAAGAGGCAGGAACCGAGAGACGUGACCAGAAAUAAAGAACGAGAGCGAGAACACCGAGAACGAGAUCGAGAGCACCGGGAGAGACAACGGGACCGCGAGAGGCAGCGGGAGAGAGAAGUAUCAGUCUGUGGUAUUGAACCACCUGAUCCUGUUUUCGUAUCAUCCUCGGCGGCCCUCCUCGCGUUACAAAGGAUAAAGGAGGCUUCGCUUGUAUUUCACAAACGACCGGCGCUGACGCCUGGGAUUGGCCUCACCGGCAGAGGAAACAGCGGAGUUGCUGGACACGGUGGUAGCCUCAAUAACGUCGACAGUGACUGCGGGGAUGCCCUCAAGCGACGCAAAGUUCACCGAUGCGAUGUCGCGGGAUGCGACAAAGUCUACACCAAGAGCUCCCACCUCAAGGCACACAAGCGAACGCACACUGGUCAGUUUUUAUUUUUAAUU